This is a messenger RNA of Labrus bergylta (ballan wrasse), 2496 nucleotides long. RefSeq names its product ring finger protein 220b (gene rnf220b). Lineage: Eukaryota; Metazoa; Chordata; Actinopteri; Labriformes; Labridae. Gene Ontology annotation, biological process: protein ubiquitination. Gene Ontology annotation, molecular function: metal ion binding; ubiquitin protein ligase activity. The record is from RefSeq and is a predicted model, not a curated record.
GCGACCCCACAGCCAGCCAGUCCGCUCGUCCGCUCACUCAUGUCCUGAUCGUGCGCACAUACGCAGCGCCUGAACACCUCUCUGAACUCCCCACAUCGCUAUCUCAUUGCUCAACACGAAGAACAUCUACUGAAGGAAAGAGAAGCUGCCCACAGAUACCUGUUUUCCCUGCCUUUCUUUCUCUUUUCUGCGCGACCAGGGGAAAGUGCCGCGUCCUGAGAGCAGAAGUUGUUGGAGAGAGAGGAGAAGAGUUGUUGACGGUGAAAUAAAACUCGCUUUAAGUCCAAGGACCAUCAACAGGGAGGUGAAUGGACCUCCACCGCCCCUUCAAGAUGGACAGCCCCUCCUACCUGCCAGCUCCUCUGGCCUCUCCUGCCCUAAUGGUCCUUGCCUCCACCGCAGAGGCUGGCCGAGACGCUUCUGUCCCCUGCCAGGCGCCAAGGCCCUUUGGUAUCCCUGUCUCUAUGGAGAAAGACCUCCACCUCCCGUUCCCCUCCGCCUCUUACACCUUCACCUCCAUGUACCAGCGCCAGGGCCCCAUGUCAGGCACCUUCCCCUCCCGAGACUUCCCGACCUCCCUGCUCCACCUGCAUCCCCAAUUCACCCCACCAAACCUGGACUGCUCCACCCUCAGCAUGCUCAACCACAGCGGGGUUGGCGCCUUUCGACCUUUCUCCUCCCCACAAGAAGAGAGAGAGUCAGGGGGUUACCAUUCGGCUUUCACCCCGGCUAAGAGGCUGAAAAGCUGCUUCCCUGACGUAGAGGGGAAGGAGUUUGACUUUGGCUCUCCAGGUGGCUCCCUGAAAGGUGGGGAGGACUCAGGGAGGAAGCUUUUCUCCAUGUCCGGCCUGCUGUCUGAUGGAGAGGCUUCGUCAAGCCCGGAGGAGCGAAAAGAACACAGUAAAGUGAAGGGUCUUUAUGACGCUCAGGCCCCUAUGUGUCCAGUCUGCCAGGCUGUUCUGAGACCGGGAGAUCUGCAGGAACACAUGGAGCAGGAGCUGAACAAACUCACCCAACUACAGAUCAGUGUCACUCCAGCGCAGCACGACCACCUCAUGAGGACGCCAAAGUCUAUCUCGCUGUCCUUUCAUAUCAAACGUGAAGGAGCUUCUCCUACCUCGCCCCCGCGACCAUCUGAGGACACCAACUCUGACAGAUACCAGACAUUUCUCCGUGUGCGGGCCAACAGACACACCAGGCUCAAUGUUGAUGACCUCUGCUGGUGCAGGUGCUACGUCAAAUCCGCCCCAUUACGCCCCCACAGCGCAGGAGCCCACCUAGACUGCACACAAGCCGUCAGGAUCGGAAAGCUGAAGAGAAGGAAACCAGAAGAGGGACAGGAGGACUUGGUGCCGUUAGAGGACAACUGGAACGAGAAGAGAAGGAUACAGAUGACAUCUAUAGUUGGAGGGUUUAAAGCUGCAGUACUGGUGAGCACAACCUCUAAAGAGUGCAGAGACAGCGAUGCAGACCUCGACGUGGAUGGAGACGACACUCUGGAGUACGGCAGAGCGCAAUACACAGAGACAGAUGUAAUCCCCUGCUCAGGAGAAAGCUCCAAAGAGACAACAGUGAACAGCAGCAGCAGCAUGUUGCCAAACUCCAGAGUGAACCCCGAAUUCUCCAAAUGGUCAAAUGAUGGGAGCCCGUCUACUAGCAGUGGAGAGAAAGUGGACGGCAGCAUAGCAGGUCUUCCCAAAACCUGUAAAAACUCUGACAUAGAGAUGCUCUCGGAGGAUUCCUCACUGACAAGUCUGGAUGCACUUAAAGCUCGGAUACGGGAUUUGGAGAAACAGUUGUCUAAAGGAGACAGAUUUAAAUGUCUGAUCUGCAUGGACACAUAUACGACCCCGCUCACCUCCAUCCAGUGCUGGCAUGUUCACUGUGAGGAGUGUUGGCUUCGAACACUGGGAGCAAAGAAGUUGUGCCCUCAGUGCAACACCAUCACCUCACCUGGAGACCUGAGGCGGGUCUUCCUGUGACACAUGGGAGGGGCCUCUUCUGUUUUUAACCAAUCAAGGGUGGACCUGUGGACAGCUGGCCUGUCAAAGACUCACACCCCCUCCUCCUAUUCCGCUUCCUCACAACUCCCUCGUUCUACCUGUUCAUCAGUGUACUCCUAACAUCCGCUGAUAGACACCUGACCAUUUAGGGGAACAGCAAGUGUGAUCUCUACCUAUCUUCACAGCCCUGUACAAUAUCCACGGCAACCCAACAGAUGAAACAUCGAACACCAACUCAGAGCUCAGGCACUAAAUACAAGAACAAAACAAAUGCUUUGGGAUAAUAUAAACAGAUUUUUGUAAUUCUCUUUUUGUGUUUAACAAGGAAAACAAAACAAUUGAAUCACAUUUUAAGCACAUGUACAUAAUUUGUGUAUGUUUGGAUUGGUGUAUGUAUAUUUUAACUAACCCGACUGGAUUUGCUGUACAGAUAGUCUCUGGUUAGAUCAUUCUUAUUAUUAUUUGUUUAGCUUCUAUAGUUUAGAAACAUUUA